AUGCAGCCGGCGAACACGCUCGCGCUUGGGGGCAGUUUCGAGGGAGCUACACAGGCCCCCGGAUCGCCCCGCCAGACGCCCACCGCGAGCCCGCGGCCCUACUUGACGGGUCCGCCGAACAGCGGCAGCGGGCUCGAGGCCUCGAAGAAUGCUCGGGGCGGCGCCCGGGCAGCGUCGAAGGUACGCGUCGUGAGCCACACGAAGGUGAAGUACGGCGUCCCGGAGAGCCCGAGGGAGAGCAUCGAUGGCGACGCCACGGCGCCGCCGGAGAAAGACGCGUCCAACCCCGUGCCCGCGACCGCCAAGGUGGCACUGCUGGUAUUGAAGUUCUGCGCCAACAUAACAGCCUCCAUCGCAAAGAAAAAGGGCGGAGAGGGACGCUGGGCGUGGCGCCUUCGUAGGAUCAUGAACGCCGGCUUGAUGAGGAGGAUCCUGCGGUGCAUUGCCAUGUGGGAUCAGUUCGCUUCGAAGCACCUGGUGUGGCACGGUCCGCCUUGGCGAGAUGGAAAGACUGUCACAAUCUCUGGCGGCUGCUGGCAGAUAUCCCAGGAGUCCGUUGUGACUGUUUCUGACGUGGUCGACGCGAUGCUCCAGCACAUGCGCUCGGGCGCCGGCGCCGACGACCUGCAGGGCUUCGUCGAGACUUACACGAAGAGCUCUCGGAGGCGCCUCGCCGUCAGGAGCUACGGCGCGCGGGACCGCGAGGCCCGGCGGGAGGCCAGGGCCCACCUGCAGACGGGCUUCCGCAGGGUGCAGUCUUCCACCAAGAAGUUCCGGCAAGAGAUGGGCUUGCUCGCCAGCGAUUUGAACAGAGCCAACUUCAGCAACAAGUCCAUGCAGACGCAGGAGCAGAACAUCCUCUCGAAGGAGAAGGCCACCCAGAUGGCCCUGCGCCAUGGCCAGGUCACGUCGGAUGCCGCCCUGGCCACCCACCGCAUCUUCAUGUUCCAGCAGAUGGCCAGGCUACAACCGUCGAUCAAGAACGUCGGGCGGGACAUUAAGGGCUUGCCGCUGCUGGAGUCCCCGGAGCAGCGGGACUGGCAGGCGGAGGGCACGGACUGGCAGGCGGGCCAGGCCGAAGAUGGAGAGGCCUCACCAUCUGAAGACGAAGAAGAAACGCGUGCCCAGAGAUUGUGGAGAAAGGUGCGGCGCAACUUGCACAUCUUGAUCAAGCAGAAACAGAACGAAGAGCGGAGGAGAAGCAGUGUAGGUCAGUUGGCGGACGUGCCAGUCGAGCUGCGGCAAAGAGUGAAGCAGGUGCUCAGGCUGAACGACGCUGAGGCGCACGCGCAGCGCAUCGUCGACCUGGUCCAGUGGCGCGGCGUGUUGUCCGGCACGGCCGCGGCCAGCACCGGCAAAGUGCGCUUCGCGGCGCUGCUGCAGGUCAUGAACAAGGGAAUCAUUGAGCUCCAAGAGCUCGUUCAAACAGUGACGUUCGAAGAAGAGCAGGUUGUCCAGAUGCAGAGCGAUCUCCAGGGCAUCAUAACCGACCGCAUCGAGCAGGAGGAGGUGAGCCUGUUCACCCAGUUUGCGAGGACGGGAGACAUCGCCGAGGACGUCAUGCAAUUCGUAGAGAAUCUUGCCGGACAAGGCGGUGAGGGAGAACCUCCUCGCGCUGCGGUACAAGCACCAGGCGCUGAAGGCGGAGCUGGACAAGAGGAUGAAAGAGACCGACGAGGAGGAGGAGCUCCUGUUCCAGCUCGAGCAGGUGCCGCUCGAGAGCGCCGAGGGGGCCUUCGCGGAGGCCAUGGAGCAGGUCCGCAGGAUGUCGACGCAGGGCGCCCGCAGGAGCAUCGGCGACAAGGAGAAGGGCAGGCCCGAGACGGAGGAGUACACUAA
This is a messenger RNA of Prorocentrum cordatum, 1839 nucleotides long. Lineage: Eukaryota; Dinophyceae; Prorocentrales; Prorocentraceae. The record is from the annotation of a GenBank genome assembly.